Molecule: messenger RNA, 1858 nt
Organism: Gigantopelta aegis
Lineage: Eukaryota; Metazoa; Mollusca; Gastropoda; Neomphalida; Peltospiridae
Product: coadhesin-like
Exons: 10
Coding region: 152-1858 (568 amino acids)
Source: RefSeq, a predicted model, not a curated record
UGGUGUAUAAAAAGGAAUUAACAAACCUGAGUCUACUUGGAGACUGUGGCUGUUGUAAGACCUGUUAACACAUCGUUAGCUCACUAGAGGAAUUAACAAACCAGGAUCUACUUGGAGACUGGCUGGUUAGGAUUAGGAUCUCUACGGAAACAUGGGGUGGACAGCUACUGUCUGCCUGGCUCUGAUAGUCUUCGUGGCGGCAACGCAAUGGACGCACGUGCGAGCUCAAGUUGAUGGUCAGUGGGGAACCUGGGGUGUUGCUGUGCCUGGUGCCUGCAGUGUAUUGUGUGGCGGUGGAACUAGACCAUGGACUCGUACUCGUGCGUGUAAUAACCCUGCACCACAGAAUAACGGACGCUUCUGUGUGGGGUCAAGCACUUUAUCUGGCACAGAACCCUGUGAAACUGACCCAUGUCCAGUUCAUGGCCAGUGGGGACCAUGGGGAGCCAGAGUAGAUGAAGCCUGCUCAGUGUCGUGUGGCAGCGGAUCUCGUCCAUGGACUCGGAGACGAGUUUGUGAUAAUCCCAGACCGGAAAAUGACGGAAAUGAUUGCGUGGGCUCGGCCGUUGAAACUGGAACCAACCCAUGCACGGAAGUUGCAUGUCCAAUAUGCAGAAGAGUGACAGACAUCGUCAUCGUUCAGGAUGGGUCAUUCAGCAUAGGAGACAAUGUUUUUGCUACUUCUGUGAAGACUGCUCUGCAAGGACUUACGACUAAACUGUUUGCCUUCAGCACGAAGGUGUCCAUGGGUCUCGUGUUGUUCAGUCAUGCUUUGGAUGCCAAUAUUAGCAUGACCACAGACAUCAGUGGAUACAGAUCAGGAAUUGUUGGUCUUCCUUAUCCUGCUGGUGGCACCUUUACGUGGUUGGGUAUCAAGGCGGGUGCGCAGAUGAUUUAUCAGCUGAACCGACAGACAUCUUCGACCAAGUUGAUGAUUGUUAUCACUGAUGGAGAGAGUGCCAAUACAGCAUUAACUGCUGAAGAGGCACGGUUGGCUAAAUCAAAUGGCAUUGUUAUAUAUGCCGUAGGAGUAGGCCAGGCAACGGUGUCAGAAUUGAUGGCUAUAGCGUCUUCGCCAGACAAAGUGAUUCGAGUUGCCAACUUCGACGAUCUUGCUAAUCAGCUUCUAAACAUAUCUAUAAAUUGUCCAAUUGAUGGCCAGUGGGGACCGUGGGGAGCCAGAGAAGAUGGAGACUGCUCUGUGUCGUGUGGCAGUGGUAUCCGUCCAUGGACACGGCGGCGAGCUUGUGAUAGUCCCAGACCGGAAAAUGACGGAAAUGAUUGCGUGGGCUCGGCCGUUGAAACUGGAACCAAUCCGUGCGCACAAUUCGCAUGUGGAAUCGACGGUGCUUGGUCUUUCUGGACUAUUCUACGAAUGGAUCCCUGUGAUGUCACUUGCGGUACUGGCAAUCGGUUACGGGUAGACACACGAACGUGCGACAACCCAGCACCUACAAAUAAAGGAAAAUAUUGUGAGGGGAGUGAAAGAAAGACUGUCCAGUUGUCCUGUGAUACACAAGUCCCGUGUUCUGGUAAGAUGCUCUUCCACGAACAACUACUGAUACGCUUUGGCAGCCACGGGGGUAUUUGUCUGCUGUUUGUGAUGUCAUUUAUAGCCAUCAUUAGACUCGUUCUUAGAAAGCGAACAAAAGCGACCGAGUCGAGUGUAAAAUUCUCCACCAUGUCCGGAUCAGUUGAUCUUUACGACGGUAGACAAUUUGAGGGUUCUCAGGGUGAACUACCUAUGGGUUCGUCUCUGAUGCAGCCAGCACCUCCAGGAGAGAGUCUCAAUCAGAAUGCAAUACGACUGGCAGGAAACAAUCAACCGGAGACAAAGACUGACAAAAUAAAUGUGUAA